This is a messenger RNA of Trametes versicolor FP-101664 SS1, 1170 nucleotides long. Its product is annotated as DNA topoisomerase IV alpha subunit. Bases 1 to 1170 code for a protein of 389 amino acids. Lineage: Eukaryota; Fungi; Basidiomycota; Agaricomycetes; Polyporales; Polyporaceae. The record is from RefSeq and is a predicted model, not a curated record. Gene Ontology annotation, molecular function: ATP binding; DNA topoisomerase type II (double strand cut, ATP-hydrolyzing) activity; DNA binding. Gene Ontology annotation, cellular component: nuclear chromosome. Gene Ontology annotation, biological process: meiotic DNA double-strand break processing; meiotic DNA double-strand break formation; reciprocal meiotic recombination. The transcript is spliced from 14 exons.
AUGCCCUCCUUAGAGGAUCUUACUCUGUCCUUUUUAAGGCAGCUGGCCGAUGCACUCCCAAGCCCACACCGCCCGCUAGAUACUUCCAAGAGGGCCAGCGGCAAGAAAAUUUUCAUGGGACUGGCGGAUAGACGUAAAGAAUAUACUGCGGGUAACGCCCCUAUGCGAACUCUGGCCAUGCCUCAACGGUCAAGGGGAGUGAGUGCACGGCCGUUUGCACAACUCUUCAAGACAGUUGAUCUCAUGCACGAAGCUCUCCUGGACCAAGUUCCCACAACGAAACGAGAUAUGUACUACAAGGAUGUCGAGUUAUUUGGAUCACAAUCCACGGUUGAUCGACUCGUCGAUGACCUUGCGGCGACUCUCCAAUUGAGCCGCUCCGAUUUGAGCGUGCGGGCAUCCGCCAAGGGGCUAGUAUGUGGGUCAGGGCUCAGAAUACAUCUUCACAGCGGCGAGACUGUGGAGCUGAGUGACAGCGAGCCGGUGCUGAUACCUCUGUCCGAGGACAUAGAACAAUUCGAUGUUGACGAAGGGUUGGCGUGGGUGCUCGUGGUGGAGAAGGAGGCGGUCUUUCAAACUCUGUGCCGGCUCAGGUUGGGCACCCAUCCUCUCCUGCCUGGGAAGGGGCUCGUGAUCACCGGAAAGGGCUACCCGGACGUCGCGACCCGGCAACUCCUGAAUGCGCUCUCGGCGAACUUGCCUCCACACAUCCCUAUUUUGUGUCUCGUGGACGGCGACGCGUACGGAAUCGACAUUCUAUCCGUGUACAAGUUCGGCAGCACCAGUAUGCAGCACGAAAAGGAUCAGCUGGCUGCAGCGCGGAUCCAAUGGCUGGGCCUUUGGUCCAGUGAGCUCGCCGCGCUGGGUAUUCCGAAAGAUGCACUCAUACCGAUCACGAAGCACGAUGAGAAGAAGGCUCGUUCUCUGCUGAAGCGGGAAGGCAUUCCCUCGGACUGGCGAAAGGAACUACAGCGCAUGCUGUUCACGCGCCGUAAGGCUGAGAUCGAGGUUCUCAGCUCUGCCCGGUCAACCGCGGAUUGCGUCGCGGAUCUUGCGCUGAACAGGCAUGGCUACUCCGGAGAACCCAGCAAUCCCGGGAUCCCUCUGCUCCGCUACCUGCUCGCCAAGAUAUCGGCGGCUUGCGGGGAACCGCGCCCUGUCAAUCCGUAG